Prunus avium (sweet cherry) is the source of this 1032-nucleotide messenger RNA. RefSeq names its product 1-acyl-sn-glycerol-3-phosphate acyltransferase. NCBI's taxonomy places the organism in Eukaryota, Viridiplantae, Streptophyta, Magnoliopsida, Rosales, Rosaceae. The record is from RefSeq and is a predicted model, not a curated record.
GAUGAGCCACUUAUUUUGACUUUGAUGAUAACAAAACGAAAAGGGUCAUCUCCUCCAACCACACCCACUCUUAACACUCGCACUGCAACUCUGUGCUCAAUGACUAUUGCUUGUAUUCAAUCUCUUUGUAAAGCCCCCACCUUUCUUCUCCCUUCAACUUUUCUGGGCUCCUCUUAUUUCUUGCAGAGUCCCCAAGCAUACCCAUUUCCAAGAAACAGAGACUCCAAGCGUUACAUAGACAGAAGGGUUGGCAAUAAAAAAGCAAGAGGUGGGAUUGUCUGUGGGGUGCUAUUUCCAAUUGACCCAUGGGCACCCAGCAUUGAUUCCCAGAGCAUAGCUUCACAGCUCUUUGCAGCUUCCUUGUUUCCCUAUCUUGGUUUCUUGUACUUCAUCACCAAAUCCAAGUCUGCCCCAAAGCUCACCCUUUUUGGGUUCUACUUCUUGCUAGCUUUUGUGGGGGCCACCAUCCCUGCUGGAAUUUAUGCAAAGGUGAAAUAUGGCACUUCAUUGGCGAAUGUCGAUUGGUUACAUGGUGGGGCUGAGGCACUUCUCACUCUAACCAACAUAUUCAUUGUGUUGGGGUUAAGAGGAGCCCUCAGAAAAGCUGAAGAUGCAAAAGCAAGAACAUCAACUCCUAUUUCAGGGUUGAAGGAGGAGAAGAAAACUUCUGUUUAGGUGCAGCAGACAGAUUUUGCUCUGGGUUCUUUCAUAUUGCGUUUUAUUUCUAUGUUAGAUUUUAGGUCCUUAACUCUUUUUCUUCUGCUUUGUUACAACCCACUAUUGCCUAUGCCUAAUAUCUCUGCGGUCAUGUUUUCCCCUGUUCUCCUGAGAAGCCAUAGUCUCUCAUUUACUGUAUGUAAAGUCGCAACAUUUCUGUUGUUUUUUCAGCUGAGUCUUGAAAUGUUGGGUAAUUGUCCAGUCUAGAGUCAUAUAUAUUGUUUAUAUUCCUUUUCUAUAUCUCUGUGUUUCUGUUAUGUGUUAUUUAAACAAGAACAUGACCUCCCAGUUCGAAUCUAUAAGUUUGUUUAUUUA